Chrysoperla carnea is the source of this 5890-nucleotide messenger RNA. It is a transcript of the gene snama, whose product is annotated as E3 ubiquitin-protein ligase RBBP6. Gene Ontology annotation, molecular function: ubiquitin protein ligase activity; diacylglycerol binding; zinc ion binding. Bases 215 to 5890 code for a protein of 1891 amino acids. Gene Ontology annotation, biological process: synaptic vesicle maturation; synaptic transmission, glutamatergic; presynaptic dense core vesicle exocytosis. Gene Ontology annotation, cellular component: presynaptic active zone cytoplasmic component; nucleus; synaptic vesicle membrane. Lineage: Eukaryota; Metazoa; Arthropoda; Insecta; Neuroptera; Chrysopidae. The record is from RefSeq and is a predicted model, not a curated record. The transcript is spliced from 13 exons.
GUGUGUAAUAGUUUAAAUUAGUUAAUAAAAUAGAAUUGAAGUGAAGUAAUUAAAUUACUAGAAUAAAUAGUAUUUCAAGCCGGUAUUGCCAUCAACCACAAAUUAGAACACGGAUAUUAUAGACUUUCUUCAAUUUGUUGAAAAUCGUGAUUAUUUUUUAAACAAUUUCGACGUAUGGUAAAAGAGGGUAUGAAUUCGUACUUGUAUAUUGAUUAUGUCUGUACAUUAUAAGUUUAAAUCAUCACUUGACUAUGAUACCGUCACAUUUGAUGGACUUCAUAUUUCGGUUGGUGAUUUAAAAAAAGCUAUUAUACAACAAAAACGUAUUGGAAAGAAUACCGAUUUUGAUUUACAAGUGACAAACGCUCAAACUAAAGAAGUUUAUCAAGAUGAGAAUGCGUUAAUACCAAAAAAUACCUCAUUGAUUAUCGCACGAGUGCCUCUUGCCGCUCAAUCUAAUAAAGGACGUGCUUGGAAUGAGACAUCAGCAUCUGGUUUUCCACAACGUGGAAAUGAAGAUAGUAAUACACCCGCAAUAAAUAAAGCCGUUGAUUUAUCACGACUCGAUGCAUCCGAAGAGGAUAAAAUUCGGGCUAUGAUGACCCAAUCGACAUUAGAUUACGAUCCAAGCAAGUUUAAGAAUAAUUAUAUGAAAAUUCGAGGAGCUAAUCAAAUGGGCGAAGUUCCUGCUAAUUACCGAUGUUAUAAAUGUCAUCAACCUGGUCAUUGGAUUAAAAAUUGUCCACUUGGAUUAAGUCAGGAACCUGUUGAAAUUAAAAAGAGUACUGGCAUUCCUAGAAGUUUUAUGGUACCCGUUGAGGGUCCUAUGGUACCUGGUGCAAUGAUGACCCCAACUGGACAAUAUGCAGUACCUGCACUUGAUCAUCAAGCAUAUAAUAGUGAUGGCGGAGGACGGGGAGGUGCUGAAACUGAACAACAACGACCUGACAUACCUGAAGAUUUAGUAUGUAGUAUUUGUAAAGAUUUACUAACUGAUGCUGUUAUGAUACCUUGCUGCGGAAAUUCCUUUUGCGAUGAAUGUAUUCGUACAACAUUAUUAGAGUCUGAAGAUCAUGAAUGCCCUGAUUGUCAUGAAAAAGAUAUAUCACCAUGUACAUUAAUUCCAAACCGAUUUUUACGAAAUUCUGUAUCGAAUUUUAGAAAUGAGACUGGAUAUCGUAAACGGGUACAAUAUCGACAUGUGAUCCAAGCAAAAACUCAAGUUGAGAGUACAACGGAAGAGAAACAACAGAAAAUUGAAUUGCCAGAUUUUGUACCUCCGCCAGAUGAUUCAAAUGGCACCGCACAAAAAUUACAACAAGAUCAAAAACCAAUUAUAUCCGAGGCUGACAGUACUGAACAAUCUCUGAAACAAAAAUCUUUAAUGGGUAACGACCAUGCGACGAGAGUCAAAUCACGGGAAAAGGAUGAUGUUGCUAGGGUUGCAGUUGAUCCUACAAAAGCUGUUAAAACAGAUGUAACUGCAAAAAUACAUCGAGCUGAAGCACCAUCGUAUCCACAAGUAACUGUGAAUAUGAUGACGGGUGAAGUUCAACCGAAAGUAACAUCAUCACAGCCUGUACAAGAAUUAAAACAAACGGAUUUAUCAAGAUCGCAAUAUCGCCCCCCAGUAGCUGCUACCACAGCAGGACAUGCUCAACCAACAGCACCGCUACAACAACCCACAUUUGCGCAGAAUGAAGAACGUUCUGGAACACCAACAAUUGAUGAACAGCCUGGUGUUAGUGUACCUCCACCAACUGCUCCUGCAACAACACAUGCAAUACCUGCAUAUCCACCUGGCGAUACACCACCAUUUAUGUCACCACCUGAACAAAAUUUAGUACCUGGUGGCCAACCUCCUCCUGGUGUUGCACCAAACGUACGUCCACCAAUGUUACCACCACCUCAACAUUCAACAUAUCCACCUCCAGGUGGAUAUCCACCGCAACAAGGCCCACCACCAUAUUCACAACCAUAUCCGGGGCCACCGAAUGUCAGAAGACCUCCACCACCAGCAGGACCUGAUUUUAAUAAUCAUACAAGAGGGUAUUUACCAAGAAUGCCCUACGAUCAAGUACGUCCACCACCACAUGGCCCAUAUGAUGGAUCUAGACAACCGCCACCACAUUAUCAAUCUGGUUAUCCUCCACGACCUGGUGGUCCACCAAUCGGUCCACGGCCGCCUUAUGGACCACCACAUGUACGAAAUCCACCACCAGGAAUUAGACCCCCGCAUCAUCCAACUGGAGUUAUUGAUGAUCCUCUUGCCGCAUUCGAACGUAUGCUUCGUGAAAAAGAUGAACGAGAUAGACGUGUGCGUGAAUCACGCCGUUCUAGGAGUCGUAGUUACUCACCACGUAGUCGACGAACACGUAGUAGCAGUCGUAGCCGUAGUUAUUCACCACGUAGUCGAAGUCCUCGAUCACGUUCACCACCGCCACCGAAAAAGUUACGCAAUCGCUCAAGAACUCCACGUACUGUUUCACGUUCAAGAUCACGUUCCCGUGGUGGUCCCGUAUUGCGACGAUCACGUACACCUAGAUCACGUGCUCGGUCGUUCUCAAUUAGCAGAAAAACUUUCAGAUCACGGUCAUUUUCGAGAACACCUAGUCCCAGAGAGUAUUCACCACGACGAAGACCUGUAUCACGUGGACGCUAUCGUUCACCGCCGCCGAAAAAUACUCCACCAAGAUACAGGUAUCCUGAUAGACGUGGUAUGCCAAAUGAUCGCGAUCGUGGAUUCAAUCCACCGCCUAGAGAUCGUGAAUAUACUGGCUAUUAUGACAGUGGACAACCACCAAUGGAUUAUUUAGAUCGUGGUGAUCGCGCUAGAAUAAAUGAUCGUGAUAAAGAUUAUGAUCGUGAACCACGUGGAGGUCCAAUUGAUCAUCGUGGUGAUGGUCGCAAUCGACGUGGUGGUAUGGGCCCUGGACGUGGAGGACCUCGAGGAGGUGGUCGUUAUUUACCAUCUCCUAUGCGUAAAGAAUAUCCAUUGGUACCACAAAAUCAACCAACAUAUUAUUCGGUACAGGAGCAUGCAGUUUACCAUCACUCCAACAACCCGCCAAACAGAUUACCACCACCGGCCAGUGGAGGAGUAGGAGGCGGACCAACACCACCACAAUCAAGUCGAAUGGGAGGAGGACCAGGACCAUCAUAUCCUCCAGCGUUAAUGAGUGUUAAAACAGCAAUAUUACCACCAAGAGUUGAUAAUUAUGAACCGCCUGCUCCACCUGGUACAGAAGAACCAGUGGUACCAGGUUUCGAAUCACCUCGUUUAUUAUAUGAACGUCAAACUUCGAUCUCAGAUGCACCCCCGGGUGUUGAUCCUCAUGCUAGCGAUACAGUACUAACAAAACCAAUUAUUGAUCCAAAAGAACGUGGAGGUAAUAUACAUCGUGAUUUUCGAGAACCACGCGAUGAUACCCAACAUGAACCAAAGAAUAAUCGUAUGUACGAUUAUCGUGAAAGACGUAAAGGUACUGAAUACUUACGUGAAAAUUCACCAGAUGCCGUGCGUGACGGAUCUUCAAUACGUGAAAAACAUUCAAAAUCACCAGAUAAACAUAGUCAACAUCAUCGUCAUCGCCAUCGUUACGAUUCACAGGAGAAAGAUAACCGAGAUCGUAGGACUAUUGAAGAGAAAUCAAGUGAUAAAAAGAAUAAGGAUAAUAGCUCCGAAGAUGAUAAAGCUAAAAGUAAGAGUCGUGAAAAGAAGAAAAAACGUAAGGAAAAAGAGAAAGAGCGUGAAGCUGAAAAGCUUAAGAAAAAAGAAGAGAAAAAGAAACGUAAAGAACAAGAAAAAUUGGAAAAACUUAAAAAAUCUGAAGAGAAAAAACAACAAAGACUUGAACAUGAAAAUGCUGAACGUAAUGUGGAAAGGAGCGUUGAAAAAUCUGAACCAAAAAGUGAAGAUAACGAGGAGAAUAAAAAAUCUCUGGUUGAUUAUAAAAAACAACCGGACGAUUUGUAUAGUGAUGUUUUAACCGAUGGUAUUGAUACAAAAGUUGUACAAAAUUAUGGAAAAUUAAAAACUGAAAGUGAUAAAAAAGUAUCAUUAUCACCUCCUAGACAACCUUCAACACCUACACCAACAAAAGCUGAAAAAUCUGAUGAAACUGACGAGAAAGACACAUCUUUCGACGGAUUAGAUUUAUAUGUUAAUGAAAGUGAUAUAUUAAAAACGGAAAAUGAAGGGAAAUCAAAAUCAAAAGAGGUGUUAGCACCUCUACCGGCCUUAUCAAAAUGGGAAGUUGAAGAUGUUGAAUCCCAAAACGACAAAAAAGAUGUAGUAGAUGAUUCGACUUCCGUACCAGGAAGUAUUGAUAAGAAUACAUUUGAUAAAUCUUCAAAUAAAAUAGUCACAUCGGAAGUACUUAAACAUGCCGAAAAUGCAAUAUUUAAAAAGGCGAUAAAUGCAAUUCGACCUAUUGAAAUUAAAAAAAUUAGUUUGGAUCGGGCCAAAUUAUAUUCUGGUGAGAAAAAUCUUGAAAUUGCAGGUGGGCAAAUUAUGACGUCGUCAUCACCAACACGUUCAAUUGAAAAAGAAUCAAUUACCCCAGCUAAUAUUCAAGUGACAAUACCAACAAAUGAUGUAGAAAUGCGUUUAGUUGAUAUAAAUCCAAAUUCAUCUUCAGCAAGUGGGACGGGUGGAACUAGUUCAGAACAACAGCGUAGUAAUCGAUCUGAACGUGAAAUACCAUCGGCUGUACAGAAACCAAUUCCAACACGACUAUCAGUUCGUGAACGUCUUGGUUCAAAAGUCGAUGAAUUGGAUAAGUUAACAAAAGACGAUAAACAUUAUGAUCGUAAUCGAUCACGUACGCUAUCACCGUUAAGUAGACGUGAGCGUGAUGAAACGAACCGUAAUGUAUCCGAUACUAAUACCACACGACGUGUAGUUGAGGUAGAAGACCGUCGUCAUGGUAGUAGUCGGAAUCAUAAUUGGAAUGUUGGACGUAGUGAUCGGAAAAUUAGUUCUAGAAUGGAACGUAGUCGAAGUAGAGAAAGGAACUAUCGAGAUAAUCGUGGACGAAGCGAUACUAGACGGAUGCAACAGUAUAGGCGAGGUGAUGAUUCUCGUCGUGGUGACGAACGUGAUCGGCGUGAACAUCGUGACCAUGAACACUCUCAUUCACACUCUCGAAAUAUGAAAAAGCCUGAAAAACGUGUUGAAUCAUCAUCAUCACGUCGAGAUAAAUCCAAAGAAAAGGAAAGAAAGAGUUCAAAAUAUUCAAGAUCACGUAGUGGGAGUCGUGAACGCAAAAGUUCUGAGAAAUCACGUAGUAAAAAGAAGGAUAAAAAGCAUAAGAAAGAUAAAGAAAAAUCACGAAAACAUGGUAAGAAAGAUGAUGAUAGUGAUAAUCGAAAACAUAAUGACAAUGAUGAAGAAAAAGAAAAGAAAACCACUUCUGAAACAAAAGAAACAAAUCAAGGUGAAAAGAAAAUAACAGAACGUCGUAAACCAACGUUAGAUGAGGCUAAUUUUGAACCAGAUUAUGAUGCAUUAGAAUCAGAUUCAGAUAGUGACAAUGAGAAAAAUAAAUCAGAUAAAAAGCGUGAUCGAUCACGCUCACCUGAUAAUGAAACAUCAAAGAAAAAACGUAAAAUUGAUGAUGUAUCAAAGAAAUCGAAAAACAAAGAAGUGUUUACGUCAAGUUCAGAUAGUUCUUCAGAUAGUUCAAGCUCUGAAGAUGAGAAACCUAAAAAACGUCAUAAAAAACAUAAAAAACAUAGUAAAUCAAAGCGUGCGAGCAGUUCAAGUAGUUCAAAUAGUGGUUCAGAAUCUAGUUCAGAUGAAGAUGGUAAGAAACGUCGAAAUAAAUCGAAAAAACAUAAAAGUAGCAAGAAAUUAUUAAAAAAGAAAAAGAAAUCUAAACACAGGUAA